AACGGAAUCUCUAGUUUAAAUUGAUAAAAUAAAUUGUAGAGGAAUCACUUUUGGCUUUGUGGAUUACUAGCCCGGCUAUCACUCGUCGUUGGUACAAUAAACAAAAGGAAUCACUCAGAUCCGGCCAUUAUCAACUUUACAACUAAAAGAAAAAACGAAGUCGUCACCAUGUCAUGGGAAAUCGUCACGAAAUCAAGAAAAGCUAAGAAUUUAGAUAAGAAGGUGGAGGCUCAUACUGAGAAAAAACGUUUGGCAUCCAUGGACCCAAAACUAGAGGAGAUUUUGCCUUUGCAUGAGUAUCGCAAUUUAUUGUCUGGCCAAAGAGGGAAAGACAACUUAUCGCCUGCGGAGUCGGCAAGUUCCUCUACCAAAUCGAAAGAAUCUCCAAGAAAAACAAGUUUCAAAGAAAAAUCAACGAAAAAGGAACAUAUUUUGCAGCAACAAGCAAAGUUGAAGCCGGCGAUUUCAAAAGCUAUAAAUAUAGAGGCAGUGCUACGUAGUAUUACAGCAAAUGAUUUCGCAAGCCAAUUGGAGCAAUUAAAAUUUGCGUAUCCUGGUUCCGAGCUUCUUUGGCUUAAAGGCGUUGCAAGUUUUUUCAACGAAAAACUUCUGUUCGAUAGCGAUCCGAUAUUUUCCGGAAAAUCAAUGAAUUAUCCGUGCAAUUUAAUAAAUGCAGCACUUAAAACUGCCGUUCUUGAUUUUUUAAAAUCGGUGGGAGAAGAGAAUUUAUCAUAUUUCUACCACACUUUACUAAUUAGUAUGACUACGGAGCUUUCCAAGAAUUUACCAAUUGUGGGUUACAAGCUCAUACUUCAAUUAAUUGGCCGACAUUGGCCACAUGUUGCAUCGAAUAACAUGGCGAAAAUUGCUUUAUUACGAAAUUCUUAUCAAAAUAGGCGCAUCAUUUGUUUAAACAUACUUUGGGCAAUUGGCCAAGGUGGCUUAGAGCAGAUAACGGAGGGAAUCAAAGUCUGGCAAAAUUUAAUGUUACCCACUCUCGAAUUAAAAAGCUAUACAAAAUUCACAACGGAAUAUUUAGAGAAAGUUUUGAGCGCAUCCGAUGAAAGUUGUACAAUAACUUUGAAUCAAAAUGAAUUCUUCUCGUUCUACAACGCAUUAAAAACAAGUUAUUCCAUUCCAAAAGAGAACCAAGAGACCCUAAUAAAAUGUGCACAUGGCUUUCUGAUUAAGUACAUUUUAUCCAGCAGCAAGCAUGCAAACAUAUUUCUUACGCUUUUCCGUAAUAUUGUGGAACCAAGCAGAAGUCGCAGUGAGUUAGCUGGAUGUCUUUGUUGCCUUGUAAAUAGUGAAGAUAGCUUUAAAGUAUGGAAGAUGAAUUACAAAAAGCAACUGCUGUCAUCCUUUUUGCUAUUUAAAGAAAUAGAAAGGCAACUGGAUAAUGAUGAUAAAAAUGUUUUAAAGCUGGCUUGUUCCAACCCAUUUCGUACAUUUCUGGAGGAAGCUCAAAAGCUCAAUGAUGAACUAGUUACAUCAAAACGGAAAGAUCAAAUUGCAGAAGAUCUGAUAGAUGUUGUCAAGACUAUCCAAGAAAAAACCGCACAACAAAAAAAGAAACAAAGCACUGAGCAGAAUAAAUGUGGGAUCUGCAAGUGGAUCCUGGGCAGUUUUGUAUUGAUCACAGUGAUUGCUGCUGUGUUGAUCUACGACACGAAUUUAAAUGGGAAAGGUGUGUUUGAACAUUCAGCUACUGGGAAAGUCUUGAAGAAUGCCGGAGUGUUACCGCAUGUGGAGAAAGCAUGGUACAUGUCAAUGGGAGCUGCAGCACGUGGUUACAAAUGGGCCGAACUCCAUGUGCCACCAUACGCGAAGACUGCUGGCCAGCUGGUAUGUGAUGUCUUCAAAUUGUCACGCAAUGCCGCCUGUAAUAUAUAUGGUGUGCUCUUAGAUUUUGUAGCGUCUAAACUACCUGUUGCUGCAAAAUUUCUCGAACAAUAUGUUCCUGGUUUCUCUAAAAGAAUCGGCGACACUUCAUUAGCAGUCAAAAAUGUUUGUGUGGACGUGUUUGGAAAGACAGUAGUCUUCUUUAAGACACAGGUUUUCAUUGACCGCUUUUCUCCCGAAAACCUUAGCAAAGUUGCGAAUCAGACUCGCAAUGCUGCACUCGAAUACUAUAUGCAGUUCCAUGAAAAGGUUGAUACUUAUUCAAAAUUGAAAUGAUUUUGAGAACAAAUACAAAUCUGUACAUACAUAAAGGCGAUCAUUUCACCAAUUCAAUCCAACUCAACAGAACACCUCCACUAAGACCGAUGCCAAUCGCCCAACAGCAAAAACGAUUGCCACCAAAAUAUUUUUGAGUGCUGUUAAGACAACUUUUUAUCUCAUCAUGAAUAUGUUGAAUGAAGCGAAACACUGAAAACUUACUGUAUCUACUAAAUCUAUCUUGCAUUUAAGACUUAUUAUUCUACUUUGAUAUAUUCCAUUACAUUUUUUUUUUGUUUUGCGAAAACAAAACAGGCACUCAAAAGUUAAUAUAUAUUUGCAUAUAUACAUAUAUGUAUGUAUAUUAAUGUAACCAUUUUGUUAGGGUGCAUAAAGUUGUGGCAUACUAUUCCAGUUUGAAUAAAAUUUUAGUCGAUUGAUAAAAAAAAUA
Rhagoletis zephyria (snowberry fruit fly) is the source of this 2611-nucleotide messenger RNA. Its product is annotated as transmembrane protein 214-like. Lineage: Eukaryota; Metazoa; Arthropoda; Insecta; Diptera; Tephritidae. The record is from RefSeq and is a predicted model, not a curated record. Gene Ontology annotation, cellular component: Golgi apparatus; endoplasmic reticulum.